Messenger RNA from Danaus plexippus (monarch butterfly), 1251 nucleotides. RefSeq names its product tubulin polymerization-promoting protein homolog (gene ringer). The transcript is spliced from 4 exons. NCBI's taxonomy places the organism in Eukaryota, Metazoa, Arthropoda, Insecta, Lepidoptera, Nymphalidae. Gene Ontology annotation, cellular component: microtubule. The record is from RefSeq and is a predicted model, not a curated record. Gene Ontology annotation, biological process: positive regulation of protein polymerization; microtubule bundle formation; microtubule polymerization. Gene Ontology annotation, molecular function: tubulin binding. Bases 164 to 733 code for a protein of 189 amino acids.
GGAAGUCCGCGCUCAAUCUGGUACUCUCCACUGACAGCGUAGAGUCAACACUUGAAGGUAUAAUAGAUAUUUCGCGGCAGUUUUAGUGCAGCCGCGAGCGACGCGCGCCGCUACGGAGUGCUUGUGAUAUCAUUAAUUAAAAAAACAAUAUUCAUUUGUAGAGAUGUCGGACGCAGCCGUAGAACAAGUUGCAAGGGAGGUGAAGGACGUCAAACUAGAGAACGGGGCAGCCAACGGAGACAAUACCAUACCGUUCAAGGAUGCCUUCAAAAUGUUCUCGAAAUUCGGCGAUCCUAAAUCAGAUGGGAAACAGAUCACACUAUCCCAAAGUGACAAAUGGAUGAAGCAGGCCAAAGUUAUCGACGGAAAGAAAAUAACGACAACGGACACAGCCAUACAUUUCAAGAAACUAAAAUCUGUCAAACUCGGCAUCGACGACUACCAGAAGUUUCUAGAAGAUUUGGCGAAGAAUAAGAAAAUGGAGGUGGAGGAAAUCAAACGAAAACUAACAACAUGCGGCCAGCCGGGUGUAUCGACACAUUUGCCAAAGUCGCCGGCAGCAGCUGCCGCUGUCGAUAGACUGACGGACACCAGCAAGUAUACCGGGUCUCACAAGCAACGCUUCGACGAAACCGGCAAAGGAAAGGGAAUCGCCGGGAGAAAGGACUUAGUCGACGCCUCCGGAUACGUCAGCGGCUAUCAACACAAAGACACUUACGAUAAAUCACACUAAAUUUAUAUAUUUUUUUAAAUUUUACAUUGAAUUUCUGUCAAGUCUGUAUGUUAUGUGCCUUUUUAUUUUUUACUUACAAAGUUACGACUGUCAUUAUUGACGUUCUUCUAAUGCAGCUACAUUCCGUUUUGUUAAACUUCUUUAGACUUUAAGUGUAACGUAGAUUCUUUUUACUGUCUUAAUGUCUAGUCUUGAGUAGUUUAGAUUCAUAAUUCCAAAAUAUUUCUACUUAUAGAUGUUUUAUGAUACUCUAUAAAAUAUUUUCGUACGACCUAAUAUUUAUAUAUAAAAAAAAAAAUUAAGACUAAUAUCCGAAAGUUCAAUAUGGAACAAAAAGUACAAGGAGUAACAAAAAAUAUUUUUUAUAAUUUACGUAACUUUGUGAUUUAAUACUUCCUCAAACGUCCCUGUAAUUUAGUGAGCUAGAUGAACACAACCAAAAACCGGCGUGGAUCAUGUUAGCUUUUUAAUUAUAUUAUAAUCUACCCCUAAUUUAUAAAUUAUAUUAUAAAUCAGUA